AUGCCUGGCUCCGACCGUCGACGUCAGGGCGGAUCUCCGACGGGUCUCCCCCGAGAGGGCUGGCCUCCGGGAGGCGGCUUCGCCGCGACGGCGUGCAGGCAGGCCGCCCCGCGGGCGCGGGCCGCGUCCGGGGCCUCGUGGCGGUGGCGCCCCGUCGCCGCAGCCCGCCUCGUCAGGGCCGUCCCGCCGUCGCAGAGCUUGCCGAGGUCUAUCGGGCCGGGCAAGAGUCUGGACGACGCAAGCUCGGGGCGCGGCAGCAGCGAACGAGGCGUGAAGACCUUCGCGAGGACGGGGCCGAGCUAG
Molecule: messenger RNA, 303 nt
Organism: Prorocentrum cordatum
Lineage: Eukaryota; Dinophyceae; Prorocentrales; Prorocentraceae
Source: the annotation of a GenBank genome assembly